UGGCUCGCUCCGGUGCGGCCCCGCCUGCGAUGCAGCCCGGCCCCGCGCGCUGACUCCCUCCGGCCUCCGCUGCCCCCUCCCCGGCCAGGCCGCAAAGCCCCGGCCUCGCGUAGCGCGGCUCGCCGAGCCCCGCGGGGGGUAGGGCGACCCCGGGCCGGGCCAUGCGGCGGGGCCCCCGCUAGGCUCCGCGGGACAGGAGGGAGGCCCCGGCCCGGCCAUGCCGGCCAAGAGGAAGCCGGUGCUGCCGGCCCUGACAAUCACCCCGACCAUCGCCGAGGGCCCGAGCCCGGACGGCUCCUCCGAGGCAAACCUGGUCGAUCUGCAGAAGAAGCUGGAAGAAUUGGAAUUGGAUGAGCAGCAAAAGAAGAGGUUAGAGGCUUUCCUCACCCAGAAAGCCAAGGUUGGGGAGCUGAAGGAUGACGACUUUGAGAGGAUCUCCGAGCUGGGAGCUGGCAACGGUGGGGUGGUCACCAAAGUACAGCACAAACCCUCAGGACUCAUUAUGGCACGAAAGCUGAUUCAUUUAGAAAUUAAACCCGCCAUUCGUAAUCAAAUUAUCCGAGAGCUGCAGGUCCUACACGAGUGUAACUCUCCAUACAUUGUGGGUUUCUAUGGAGCGUUCUACAGCGAUGGAGAGAUCAGCAUCUGCAUGGAGCACAUGGAUGGAGGCUCUCUGGAUCAAGUGUUGAAAGAAGCCAAAAGGAUUCCUGAGGAGAUCUUGGGAAAAGUCAGCAUAGCGGUUCUGCGAGGUUUGGCCUAUCUAAGAGAGAAGCAUCAGAUCAUGCACAGAGAUGUGAAACCUUCUAACAUCCUGGUCAAUUCCCGGGGAGAGAUAAAGCUAUGUGACUUUGGGGUUAGCGGUCAGCUCAUUGACUCCAUGGCAAACUCCUUUGUGGGGACUCGAUCCUACAUGUCUCCUGAGCGGUUGCAGGGCACUCAUUACUCAGUUCAGUCCGACAUCUGGAGCAUGGGUCUCUCCCUGGUGGAGCUGUCUAUCGGAAGGUACCCAAUCCCCCCACCAGACUCCAAGGAACUGGAAGCGAUAUUUGGCCGUCCCAUGGUCGAUGGGGCAGAGGGAGAACCUCACAGCAUCUCACCGCGGCCCAGACCCCCAGGGCGCCCUGUCAGUGGCCACGGAAUGGACAGUCGGCCUGCAAUGGCCAUCUUCGAACUGCUGGACUAUAUUGUUAAUGAGCCUCCUCCUAAGCUGCCGAAUGGAGUUUUCACGCAAGACUUCCAGGAGUUUGUAAAUAAAUGCUUAAUUAAAAAUCCAGCAGAACGGGCAGAUCUGAAGAUGCUGAUGAAUCACGCCUUUAUCAAACGCUCUGAAGUGGAAGAGGUGGAUUUUGCAGGUUGGCUAUGUAAAACGCUGCGGUUCAACCAGCCCAGCACCCCCACCCGCACCGCCAUGUGACGGCAAAGCAAACGGCCUUGUGUCCACACAUCUGCCUGUCUGUCACCGUUUCCUGCCCUUCAGUAGAAGACAGAACCGCCCUCCUUCCUCCCCCAUCCCCUUCCCAAAACGGCAAAGCACCAUCAUUUUGGGAAAUACCCAUCAUCCAACAAACGAGCAGAAACGGGCUUGCUUUCUUUGUUUUGUUUUUUCAUGCCUGCGUUCAAGCGCGGCUCAGUCUUUGACGUUUCUGACAUUUGGGAAAUGUGCUGCUGCUUACGUUGUCUCUUUUGAAACCUGUUCCCUUGGGUUAAAAAAAAUUUGGUGUGUGUGCGGGGGGCGGGGGGGAGAUCAUGUGCUUUGUAUACUUCCUUUUGGUGGGGGCUUGAAAAUAGCUAGUGUCGAAAGCUGUAGCACUGGACACAGAGAAACCUAUCAAUGAGGAAUGGCUGGGGUGAGGGCAGGGACAGUUGCCAGAUGGUAGAGCUCUUGCACGUGUGUUGGCAGAGAGCAAGAAGGAGAAGGGAAGGUGUUGAGACUAGCAGACCCCUUGAGCUUGCUUGGGGAAAUUAGCAGGGGCACUGCAAGAACAAAGAGACGGUUCGUGGGUAAUAUUUUUAGCCUAGCUGGGGAAAGAGGAGCAGCACUAAAUUCUCUCCCACGUUUCUUGUGUCUGUUUGACACUCAGCUCCUUAACAGGGAAGCCUUUCUUAGCUCCCCUUGUCCUGUUCCUCUUUGUGUCCAGCCAGGGCUCUGUCCUAACCCAGAUGCUGGAGAAAGGACAGACUAGGGAAUCCUGUUUUUCUUCAUGUAAGCUUUGAGGUCCUUUUGCAUUACUGUGUGUUGGAAAGUUGAUUUCUAGUAGCCCAACGUCCUUCCCUGCUGAUCUUCUUCCAGGUGUAGCUAGGAAAAGUUUCUGCUUUUAAAACGUGGGGUUUUCGAGUAUAUUCCAGGCACGCACGGCGUGUUCAGUGAUCGUCUUGGGCUACUAAAUUGCCACAUUGGGCGGUUAGCCUGCUAAGAAAGGGAAAGGAGUCUGAGCCAAUUAAUAACAGACUGCAGGGCGAUACUGGCUACUCUUCCAGUCAAUGUGACGGUCAGGGCAAGAAGCUUUUUGUGGUAAGCUUGGGCCUACCAGAAUUGUGAGGGAGGAGACAGUACCCUCCAGCGGCUGCAGCAGCAUUACUGCCCUGCCACACUUUGAAGGGAAGACUGCGUCGUGCACCCGACAGUUGGCGAUACAAAGGGAGAGCGGGCAUUUCUCUGCAGCUCCGGCACGUUCUGCCGCCAGUGCGGAGAUGCUGCGUUGGGAAUGGAAUCCCUAGCAACUGGCCCAGGGAAGAAAAGUCCUGAUCUUCCUUCGGAUCUACUCACGGCACUGACAAGGCUGAUCGAGCAGCAACCCAGGAGUGUGGUGCAAACUCCAAAGGCUCUCAGGGCGUAGCUGAUUCUUUGCCCGUUUUCUGUGCUGCUCCACAGUCCGGCGAGAACCAUCUCCCACAAGGGCUGUGGCGGAUGCAAGUGUUUUUAGAAACGUUCUUUGGAGAGGCAAGGAGAGGAUGGGUGAGAUGCCUCAAAUCCUACAGGAAGCCAAACAGCAGAUUUCCACCCAGGGUUCUUUCCCUGUUUGAAAUGGUCUCCACGCUGCCUGCUAGUGGUCAGGAUUGUUGAGUUUUGUUUUGUUUUUCCUCCAGCACUGAUGUUUUUCCCCCCAGCUCCUACCAGAGGGUUUCAAACCUGUGAUCUCCUACGGAAUAUACCUAGUCUUUCUAAGGUCAUUCUCUCCCCUCCCCUCCCCUGCUUGGUCUCACUGUGUUAGAGUGGCUGGUUUUUAACUGUGUAACUGUACAUUCAGCUGAGCCUUCAGACAACCACGUAAGGCAGAAGACCAGGGCGAGGUAACUGUGACUCCAGCCGUCUCGUGACCAGCUGGCGAGAUGCUGUACAAGGCCACUGGAGGAAGGAAACCACACAUCGGAACUAGUUUUGUGACAUAACUAGCCAAAAGCAAUCAAGUCUCUGGGGGAGACUUCCCCCAGGACCAUUAGGUGCCUAACUCCUAUUGGCAUUAAUGGGAGCUGGGUGGCUUAAACUGUCCUCUUUGCCUGGGCAAAAUCUCCCCCCUACCAGUUUGAUGGUACAUGCUCCUUGGGUAGGGGAAAGACUUGUCCAAGCCACCCAGACAUGGUGCACGUCUCUUCGCUCUUCUGAUAGGUAAGGAUGCCAUCACGUGGUGGCUGAACUGUUACGUAGAGCUGCCUGCACCAUUGCAGCACCUUUCCCGGGCCCCCUCCGUCUUCAGCUCCGGUAGUUAGGAGUCCUGUCCAGUUUUAGCCUUUCCUCAUUGCUCGGCGUUCCCUGCCGAAGGCCAGUACAAAUCCCUGUGCGGCAUAGUUCCAUAAUUGUGAUAGGUGGAGUGGUAACUCCAAACGUGCUUCAUCUAACGACAGUCCUGCUGGCAAUCUCUGAACCAUGAAGAUCUCCAUAAUGGUCCCUAGAAGGGGGACACCAGUCGUACACUCUCUUUUCUGCUGCCGAGCUGGGAGUAGAGUCUGGCCCUGACCCCACGGCCUUUCCCCAUGAGCUGCCUGGUUCUCAGAAACGUUUUCCUGUAGACUCUCUGGGCAGGGAGACCCGGCUGGCGAAGUGAAAGUGACUAACUGAGGUAGCUGUUUGCUCCUGCUGAUCCAGACAGGAAGUCUGAGGAAGCCUCUUUUGGGACUACUGGGCCUCGCUUGUUUUGUGUGACCGGCGGUAGCGUGUGUGGAAUUCGCCGAGUGUAUUUAUCUCCUCUCUCAGGGGGGAUCCGGUUCUUCAUUUCCUUGAGGGAAAGGAAUAAGAGGUUAAACAAUAGUUAACCGGAAGGGCCUGCUCACCUUUGGUGGAAUCUCGCUUCUCUCAAGCUACCUCUCUAGUUUAGGGAAUGAUAGGUACGUACCUUGCAGUUACGGGAGCCAGGAAGGGCCUUGUUCUGCUGUAACAGUUGAGUCUCAUGAGGUGGGAAGAUAGCCUGCAUGGAUCACAUGGACAGGGUCUCUUCAAAGAGCCUUUUAUUUUUUAUUUUAUUUUUAAAUAUACCCUUUCUUGUGCUUGCUGUAGAAAUACAAGCCAUAGGAAUGACUCAUUCCCUUGCCCUCUUGGCUUUGGGAGGGGGUGUGUGUGGGGGUCUCUGAUGUGCGAGUUCCAUUUGGCUAGAGUCUAGAAAUCUCGUCUUCGUCAGGUCCCCUAAAGCAGGAUGUCUUGGCUUAAGGGGCAGAGGCCUGUUGGCGUCCUCAGCCCUAGCAUUCUUGUGCUGCUGUUAAAGGAACAACCUGAGCCAGACCACGGUGGCUGCAAAGGUCAAUUGUGAACUUGUAAAUUCGGGGAAGGGGCAGGGGGGCGCGUGAUUUAUGAGGCUUGGAAAGCAUGGCCACCGCCGCUUUCUAAUGGACAGUCCCGUUGGGUAGCAGCAGACAUAUCAGUGCCCCUCCCCCAAAACGCAUAUGUUCUCCUGUAACCGCGUUCCACUGGGGAAUAUAUCGAAUCUACCUGAAAAGGAAAGGGUGUCGGGCGGAACCUGAUCACUCAUGAAGCACCUGCCGUGUCUGUAUGGUGUCGGUUUCACCCCCUUGAUGAAGGGCAAGGUGCCAGCCAGUGUUGAGUAAAGUCUUUCAACUAGCACGUUGACAGUGUAAUAAUUUAACGAGGGGUGGAGGGAUUCCCUCCCUACCCAUAGAUGCAUUUCAUGCUGCUGAUUGUGGUUCAGAUAUGCUGGGUGUUUAAAAAAAACACACACACACACACAAAUAUAGUGGAUUGUGCUUAUUUUUUCAAAUAGUACCAGUGGCUCAAGCACUGAUGUCAUUUUUACAUUUUUGAAGGCCUUUAUUUUUACCCCAGAGUUACCCUAUUUGAUCAGAUUAUCAGGUGCUCUCAUGCCUGGGUUCUAGUUAAUCAGACCACUAGGACAUUAAUGCAGAAAAGCAGCCGAGAGAGCUGGAAGGAUGUGGAUCUCUCACUGUUCGGGGGAACCUCUGCAAAGCUUUUACAAUCUCCUGAUGUCCAGAAGAAGUGGAAACAGGUUCCAUGGCUGCUCCAAACCAAAGCUUAUGCUGCAGGCUUCAGAUUUCACUCUAAUAUGCCUCUCUCUGUCCAUUUGCCACAGCGGCCCGUAAUAUUUAUAUAGCAGGAAGAAAAUGGGUAGAGUUUAAUAGCCCGAGGGAAGACUUGUCUGCUAGCUAGCAAAGAUUUGAGAGCAAGAAUCUGAAGCAUCAUCCCUGAGUGGCAGUUGUAUGUUUUCCAACAACCCAUUAAUUUUUUUUUCCUAGAGUGCACUUAUAUUCCAUCAAAUCUGGUAACUCUUGAGGACUGAAUGUAUUAUACAAAGUGUUUGGGUUAAUUAAAAAAAAAAUUCUAAUGGAAAUGGUGAGAUCAUGUUCUCUGAAUGACUAUGUACUGUUUUUUGGUCAUGUAUAUGAACCAUGAGGCUCUGGGGUGGGGGGGUGUCUCUUUUUUGCCUCUUAUUUAAAUGAAAAAUGUAGGGAGUUCUACUAUUCAAAAGCUUUAGGAUAUUUUUGUUUUGCUUUUGCGCUUGGUUUUGGAGGUGAAGGAGAAAGUGUAUUGAGCAUUUUGUUGGUGCAAUUUUUUUUAACUAUUUUCAUCAUGGAAAAAAAAAUAAAUGGCACUUUACAUUAAAA
Messenger RNA from Mauremys mutica (yellowpond turtle), 6069 nucleotides. RefSeq names its product mitogen-activated protein kinase kinase 2 (gene MAP2K2). The transcript has 11 exons. The coding region runs from base 218 to 1414 and encodes 398 amino acids. The record is from RefSeq and is a predicted model, not a curated record. Gene Ontology annotation, molecular function: protein kinase activity; ATP binding. Gene Ontology annotation, biological process: protein phosphorylation. NCBI's taxonomy places the organism in Eukaryota, Metazoa, Chordata, Testudines, Geoemydidae.